Messenger RNA from Ilyonectria robusta, 855 nucleotides. RefSeq lists its product as uncharacterized. Bases 1 to 855 code for a protein of 284 amino acids. Lineage: Eukaryota; Fungi; Ascomycota; Sordariomycetes; Hypocreales; Nectriaceae. The record is from RefSeq and is a predicted model, not a curated record. The transcript is spliced from 2 exons.
AUGCCGUCUAUUUCAGCAUCCACGGCAGCUACGACAGCGUCGGCGGCCGCCAAAGCUGCAGCAAGUUCCAGGCAGCAGAUUGCGCCGCGGUCGAUCUCCAUCCUUGUCUCUCCGCCUCCCGUCAACUUUGCAGAACGGCGCUCCAUCCUUCAGGUCUUGGAGCAGCAUGGCCAGGUCGAGUUCUUCAAAUCGGUGCCAGGCCACGACUCCAUGUUCAUCUCGUUGAUGAAGGAUAAAGAAGCCGCCAGCCGAUUAAUCACCACCAGCCCACUCAGCUAUGCCGUAUCAGCGCCCCGGAAAUCUCCCGAGUCCGUCCUCUCCGACUUAUAUGCCGGCAAAACCCUCAUCAAGUCGAAACCCGUGACGACGCUCAAGAAGGAAGGCACUUCGUCCUUGUCAACCUCGUCAUCCUCCAAUCCCGACGCGGGAACCGGGGAAGAUGCGCCACAGAAGGAAUUCAAGAUCCAAGUCUGGCCGCAUCCGACGUACAGACAUCACAUCAGCUCGCGUUCAGUCUUGCAUAGGUCAUGGCCUGAUUUUAUCGGCAAGAACGAAUCCUUCAUUACAAAUGCCUUGAAGCAAUCCCUCCCCAAUACCAUGGCUGCGAAGGGCCUCGCCAAUUGGGAGCCGGACCUGGGCAAGCAGCAAACAGCCGCAGUACCCAAGUCUAAGAUGCACGAGCGAGUGCAAAUGUUGUCUUGGCUUCCUGGAAAGCUACAGACGCGAGGUGUACGCCGGCAGCAGUAUGCUUCGUCUGCAACGGAUGCCGAGCCGGACGAGGCAGUGUCAUCGACAAGGGAUGCUACACCAGCUGAACCAGCUGCACGCCGUCCAUUCACAACGCUGUCUGGCUAA